Messenger RNA from Gilbertella persicaria, 1165 nucleotides. RefSeq names its product Senp1 mutant in complex with sumo-1. Lineage: Eukaryota; Fungi; Mucoromycota; Mucoromycetes; Mucorales; Choanephoraceae. Gene Ontology annotation, molecular function: deSUMOylase activity. The record is from RefSeq and is a predicted model, not a curated record. Gene Ontology annotation, biological process: protein desumoylation. The transcript is spliced from 2 exons. Bases 489 to 1127 code for a protein of 212 amino acids. Gene Ontology annotation, cellular component: nucleus.
AAUAAAAACUUAGCGAGAACUACACCUGUUGACUUCAACUUUCCACAACUAGUAAAGAAACCUAAAAGUGGUAAUAUUGUCUAUAUGUCUAUAGUUAAUCAUGAGCAUAUAUAGAUAUUGCAUCUUUUAAUCAACGCUUUCAGUACUUGUAUUCCGUCAUGUCAAAAGAAGAUCAACCUAACGAUCUUGACUUGAUCUUGGGGAAAUUAGAGGAACUUACAGUAGACACAUCAAAAACCACUAUCAAUAACCAUAAAACAGAGGCAAGUCAUCUAGAUAUCUGUAUUAGCUAAUGAUUGAAUUAGAUUCUUGACUUACAAAAGAAUGUCUUGAAUGUAAGAAUAACCCAUAGACCUAUCUAAACUGAUACUCUUUAGAUUCUAGUUGAGUCAGAAUUAAGGGCAGCUCGAUUUGAAUCAAGAUAUAAGGCAACUGCUAUACCAGAUCUUAUUGAAACAGUACCACCAUUGACAGAUGAAGAGAAUAAGAUGGUAGACAGACUGUUUAAAAAGGGUCAAUCAGGCCAAGUGUCUGAAUUCAAGAAUGCCAUUGUUAGUUACAGAGAUAUCUAUCGACUCUAUCCAGAGACAUGGCUGAAUGACGAGAUUGUCAAUUUUUAUUUUGAAUUGAUUUCAGACCGUGCAUCCAAAGCAGACAAUUUGCCUCAAAUUCAUUGUUUUAAUACCUUUUUUUGUUCUACUUUACGAGAUCAAGGCUAUAACAAAGUUAGAAGAUGGACAAAAAGAGUAGAUAUAUUCUCAAAAGAUUUAGUAUUAGUGCCGAUUAACCAAUCCUAUCAUUGGGUCUUGGGCGUUAUGGACAUGAAGCAUAAAAAAGUAACUGUGUAUGAUUCUUUGCACGGUAAUCAUGAUAACACAUUGGAAUUGUUUCUGGACUAUUUGGAAAAAGAACAUUUAGACAAGAAAAAGACUCCAAUCGACACAUCAGACUGGAAAAAAGAAACACCUAAAGAUAUACCGCGUCAAGAAAAUAUGUCAGACUGUGGUGCAUUUACAUGUACAUUUGCAGAGAGACUAUCAAGACAACAACCCUUUGGUUUUUCGCAGAGUGACAUGGUUACUAUUCGAAGACGUAUUGCCUUAAAUAUUCUAAAUAAAGCUAUCUAGUGCUCCACUGAUAGAAUGUCAAUCUUCCAUAAAAAGCC